Molecule: messenger RNA, 1992 nt
Organism: Symbiodinium necroappetens
Lineage: Eukaryota; Dinophyceae; Suessiales; Symbiodiniaceae
Source: the annotation of a GenBank genome assembly
AUGGCCACAGAAGUGGAAAAGACGCAGCUGGAGCUCGAAGGCCUCUUUUUCUAUUUAGAGGUUCCCUGGCACAUCGUGGCCUCUCAUCACUGGCCCCUGACCGGGCUUCUGGCGCGGCUUGCGAAGGCCAUGCAGAUCGGAGAGGGCGGCGAAAGCAGGCAGAUGAACCUCUGCGAUCAGGCAGACGAGGUCAUGGACGAUGCGAUGUACAGAGCUGGCCUGGUGUGGUGGCGGGAGCAUCCUACUGAAGAUGCUGACACACCCUACCUGCCCCUCCAUGUCGCCCAAGAGUUCAUUACAUCUGAAGUGUUGAAGCCGAUGAUGCAACCGUACCGUUGCACCUUCGGAGCCGCGGCGGCAUUGCUGUCCAUCGUCGUUCUGGCUCUGAAAGCGAACUUGCUUGAAGGGCUACCUGAUGGACCGACCACGGGAAGAUCCCCACAAACCUUGCUGUCUGCCGAAGCAGAGGUCAUAGUGAAGCUCUGGGAGGAGAGGUCGCAUCAGUUUGUCUACGACAUGCUCACCAGCCACUGGCGCAUCCCGCAAAUACUUGAGCAGAUUUCAAGGUUGUGGCCGCAACCGCAGUCACCACCGAGUUGGCAUGCCUGGACACCCUUCUCGUCCACCCGCCGUAUCCUCUUCCUCGGAGGUGGUGAUACCACCUAUCAGUGGGGAUCCUUCACCGUUCGUGGCAGGCAAAUGGCCAGGGGACUCCGCAAGCAUAAUAUCGAUGCCAGAGCUUGGAACUGGCCUUGCAAGGAGUGGUGCAACAUCGAGCAUAGAUGGAGUCCUACAAGCAUCGUUCAUGUGAAAUUCAUGUGCUUGUGUGCAGUAAGUGCCUGGCCCCAUGCGGUCCACAUCUUCGACCCAGUGGAUACCUUUGAUGUGCUAGACAACGUAACAGAAAUGGAUGCCAUCCUAGUGCAGACAUCCUUGUGCAAGCGAGACUUGGAGUUUCAUCCAGCGCUGCGUCCCCUGCUCGCCUCUGGGCAGUUAGCAGUGCACUGGCUGCCACAUCACCACGCAAACAAGCACAACCUGCUAAUUGACGCAUCCGCAGAUGUCGCGCGGGUGGGUGUGCACACGAUACACUCGGACAUUGAGUUGCAGCAGCAAGUUGAGGAGUUCCUGGAAGAGUACUCUAGACAACCCGGGAUAUCGACCGUGCCCGAGUUUAUCCACAUGGAUCCUACGAAGUUGUUUCUACAUAACGACGGCAGGGUAACGACUCCGCAGCACACGGACGCCGUGUACCAACAGCUGACUACGCUGCAGAUCGGCUUCGCUAAACAGUCGGGCUGUCGUUCUGAAUGGUUUUUCUGCAGCAGGUGGAAGACUGGCCAGCGUCUCUUGAACAUGAUGAGUGUGGGGAUGCCUAGCAUCGUUUGGGGCGAUGCGCAGGGUUAUCUGGACGUGGUGGAAGGGCUCUGGCCUCCGGAUGUGGGUGGAGAUUCAGCGGAAAGAAAGGCAGAUGCCUAUCCACAGCAGCUUAUCGUUGGCUCGGAUGCAGAUGUCCCGGAUGCUCUCGGGGCGUUGUUUAAUAAUGCCUCCUUGAGAAUGGAGGCAUCGCAAAAGGGCUUGAGGCUGGCUGAGCGGUUUAGCUUGGACAGGAUUGUGGACCGCUUGGACGCAAUCCUGCUAGCCGCAGAGAUGCGCAAGUCUCAUCAGACAAGAGUGGCGGACUCCACCCCGGACUUGCGAGAUCUUGGUCGGAGCAGGGAGGAUGAGAUUCUUCUGUGGCUCAAGCGGCACCCAGAGGUGAGACAUUGGGUGGCGCUGGAUGAUUUGGAUUUGGCGCCGAUGAGCUCGCCGCACAGGCGGCUUAUGAUCCCCCACUUCGUGAAAACCGACCCGGAGCACGGCUUGAAGGAGCCGGGUGUGGCGAAAGCACUGCGCCUGCUUCGAAAUCCCCGCGGGUGUGUGGAGGAGUCACUUUCCAGAGCCCAUGCUCAACGCAUCGCUCGGGCGAAGCCGUUUCAGCUCUGUGCCUGA